Molecule: messenger RNA, 1539 nt
Organism: Malassezia japonica
Lineage: Eukaryota; Fungi; Basidiomycota; Malasseziomycetes; Malasseziales; Malasseziaceae
Gene: CLB4
Product: B-type cyclin
Exons: 2
Coding region: 1-1539 (512 amino acids)
Biological process (GO): regulation of cyclin-dependent protein serine/threonine kinase activity; mitotic cell cycle phase transition
Cellular component (GO): spindle pole body; cytoplasm; nucleus
Molecular function (GO): cyclin-dependent protein serine/threonine kinase regulator activity
Source: RefSeq, a predicted model, not a curated record
AUGGUACAGCCACGCGCUCCGCGUGCGGCCCUUGCAGACGUGAGCAACCGCGAACGCACUCAUCAGCAGGGCAAGACAAAAGAAACACAGCGUCCGUCGCAGCCGCCACCCACGACGACCACGCUGCCGAUGCGCCGCGCUACGGCGCUCGGCAGCGCGCUGUCUGCCGAGGACGUCGCUGCGCGCCCGCAAGUGCGCCCUCCCCCGGCCUCUCACAGCGUUCCUGAAGCAUCCGCACGCGCUCCUAUUGCGCUCCCCGUGGCAUCUGAGCCUGCCGGAGUGCAGGACGUGUCGAUGACCACCGACUCGGGUCUCUCUUCGCACGCCGCAGACCACCUCCGCGCACACCAAGUUGCCUCGCCGCCUUCGUCGCUUGGCGAGCGCGUCAGCGCAUCGCAUUCCUCCGACAGCCUCGGGACCGAAGACAGCGAGGCACUUGCUGUGUUGGAGCUCGACGUGGACCCCACCGGCCUCGUCACCCUCUCGCUCGAGCAUGAGAUGGAGGCGCAGCAACGUGUCGCCGAAGUCUGCGACGAGUACGAAAAGUCGGUCCUCGCGCCGCAAGCGCUUGCUGCGCAGGCCGAGCGCCGCGAACUCGUGCAGCUUGGGCAGAUGGAUGCUGCGAUUGCGGCGCAGGACGACGAGAUGAUGCGUCUCGGAUUGGACCCCGAAGAGGCCCGUGAUGCUAGCAUGGUGGCCGAGUACGCUUCCGAUAUCUUUGAAUACAUGGCUUGCUGCGAACGCGAGUCCAUGGCCAACCCCAACUAUAUGGACUUCCAGGACGAGAUCCAAUGGCAUAUGCGCACCACCCUCAUUGACUGGCUGCUCCAAGUGCACAUGCGCUACCACAUGCUGCCGGAAACACUCUGGAUUGCGGUGAACCUGGUCGACCGUUUCCUGAGCGCACGCAUUGUCAGCCUAGCCAAGCUGCAGCUCGUCGGCGUCACGGCGAUGUUCAUUGCCGCCAAGUACGAGGAGAUUCUCGCGCCGAGCGUCGAAGAGUUUGUGUUUAUGACCGAGAAUGGCUACUCGCGCGAGGAGAUCCUCAAAGGCGAGCGCAUUGUACUGUCGACGCUCGACUUUAACGUCUCGACCUAUUGCUCGCCCUACUCGUGGGUGCGCCGCAUCUCCAAGGCCGACGAUUACGAUAUCCAGACGCGCACCCUGUGCAAGUUCCUCAUGGAAGUCACUCUUUUGAACCACUGCUUCCUUCGUGCGCGGCCUAGCCUGAUUGCUGCGAUCGGCAUGUACCUUGCCAAGCGUAUGCUGGGUGGCGUGUGGGAUGAUGCAUUCGUGUACUACUCGCGGUUCUCGGAAGAACAGCUUGUCCCGGGCGCCAACCUUUUGCUCGAGAAGCUGAUCGAGCCGGGCUUUGAGGAGCAGUUCGUGUACAAGAAAUACGCCAGCAAGAAAUUUCUCAAGGCAAGCAUCUACGCACGCAACUGGGCAUUACGGAACCACCACGUUUUCGUUGCCACUACUCAAACCCCGCAUUCCUAUGCAUCAGCAGAGCACGCGUAUUCUGCCGAGGCACGUUGA